Molecule: messenger RNA, 1233 nt
Organism: Aureobasidium pullulans EXF-150
Lineage: Eukaryota; Fungi; Ascomycota; Dothideomycetes; Dothideales; Saccotheciaceae
Exons: 2
Coding region: 1-1233 (410 amino acids)
Source: RefSeq, a predicted model, not a curated record
AUGGCUCCUCAGGUACACAACCACACAGCUGCUACACAAACAGCAAGAAAUCGCGUCGAGCAUUUCAGCAACCACUUACCACCGUACCCUGUGCAAGCCCGGCACAACGUGAUUGGGUCACAAAUACAGCACGUGGUCGGCUCUCCUGCCAUGCUGCAUCACCAAACUGGUCUUCCCCCGAGACAGGCACCGACACCUUGGCAUAGUCCUGCUCAUGCAACAGUGUCUCUUCCGCCAUUCAGUUGUUUCGCUGAAGUUGCCGAUCAGUCGAACUUGCACUAUAUGCGGUCUCCUUCGGUCGGGUCGGAGUACAUCCCGGUACCGCUCAUCAAGAUGGAGUCGACUUACAACUCACCUCCUGAGUCUGUGGUUUCCUUGAGCCGGUCUGGGUCUGUCUCACCCACCAUCUCCGCAGCUACUCUCUCCAGUUGCAAUACCACGAAGCGACGUGCCCCACUUCCUUCAAGAUCUCGAAUCGAGAAGAAGACCAAGUGCACAAAACGGAAGGAUAUGUCGGCCAUGGCUGAAGCGCUGGACGAGAGUAUCAACCGACGCGUUGAUGAAGUCCACCGUCCUUACCGAGAUGGCAACAUUCCCGGUACCGCUUCAAGCCGAGUCAACGCUAGCCAGUCGUUCCCUCGGUUUGACCAUGCGCAUAUCCCUCGUGGAGCCAAACGUGCCAAGUCAACGACUGGAAGCAGCGACCCAAGUACUAGACACAAUGUCGCUCAAACCUACCUUCGAGCUGAGAAGGGAGGGUCCAGGAUGACACUUCAGCGUCUUCUUGUGAAUGGCAUCAAUUGGAGAGGUCAAAAGCUUCAGACCAAGGUCAAUGCAAGAAGCAGUGGUAUGCUGUACGAGGAGAAGGAACUCCUCCAAGCCAGUACACAGUUCAACGCAUUCGCCAUCCUCAUUUUGCAACAGCUUUUUGGACCAGAAGGCAUGCAGCACAUUGGCAGUAUACUUGAGUGUUUCGAGCCCGAAGAGGUGCAUCCUAUGCAGGUGGCGAGGGAUCCGCAAGACGACGACAAGACGUAUGAAUUCAAGCGUCAGGCAGCAAGGGUCGAGGUGAUUGCAGAGGCAUCACAGCCGCUUGGUUUGAAGAACGUGCAGAGCAUGGACGAGCUUCUCCACAUCAUCGAGGAGAAAGUGAUGCCUAUCGCCAACAACAUCGGCAAACAGGUACUGCACCAAAUGUGCUACAGACCUAGGGAAUCUCAGGCCAAGUUUUGA